Penicillium salamii is the source of this 2184-nucleotide messenger RNA. NCBI's taxonomy places the organism in Eukaryota, Fungi, Ascomycota, Eurotiomycetes, Eurotiales, Aspergillaceae. The record is from the annotation of a GenBank genome assembly.
AUGAACGUCGACCGGAGCCCCGCGCUGCGCACCUCGCGAAAACAUCUCCGCUCCAGUGACGAUGGCAACAGUUAUGACUGGAGUUCGGAUUCUAGUGGACAAUUCGACGACGCUGAAGAGGUUGAACCGGAAGACUACCGGUCUCCCGCGGGCAACUUGGCCAAACGACGCCGCUCGAACGACUGGCCUCUACCCGAAGAGGCAGCUGAUUACGGGGCCAAUGACCGUCGCAAUCAGCGCAGCGAAACUGGGCAUCUGAGUGUCGGUAGCAUCGGAACACCCUCGAGAGUCUCUCCGCGUGCCUCGCCGCGCGCAUCUCCCCGCGGCUCGCUAGCAUCGCUGCGCGCACGACAUGCAGCUGCAUCUUCAUCUAGCCCCCGCCACCUCAGAGGCCGCACUUCCCGAUUCGUCGAAGCUACUAUGAGUGACAGUGUUAGCGAAAAGCCGCCCAGCAUUUACUUCCGCGAUCGAGAGAGCAAGCCCCAUGGCAACCCGCACCGCUCGUCUGGUAUCUUUCGAUUCGGAAAGGCCAUCGCCUCGGCUUUCAAUCCGUUUGGCGGGUGGAACAAGAGUGAAGGAUCGCCAACCAAGUCGCCACAAAAGGAUGUUAUCAAUCAAGCAGAGCAGGCCUACGCUGAAUUGAAGAAGGCCGGGUACAAAGGCACAAACAAAGGGCAUUAUAUCCAGACGCAUGGUGUCGACUGUGUUUCCGCAGAUAGGACUUGGCAGUCCAUUCAGGACAAGACGGAGCACAGUUCUCCAGUCAAGGACUCGCGACGGUACUCGAUUGAUCGUGGAGAUCGUGGUGUACACUCGCGCUCCGACUCUGGGGCCUCCAAACGCUCAUCCCUUCAGGAUCUUCGUCUGCCGAUGUCGUUUUUCCACAAAAGUCAUGAGUCCCCAUCUGCUUCUCAAGCUACCAUCUAUUGUGACAGAACCUCCGAAGAAUCCGAGACUGGACUCCGAAAGCAGCCCUCGCGCAAGGAACUCUCACGCCAGACCAAGCUGCUUAAGAAGGUCAGCAACCUUGAGGAUAAAUUGGAUCGUGCCCGGCGCGAGCUUCGCGAGCUCACAGGCAAUGAACCGCCACCGCUGCCGGCUUUAGCGCCUAUCCCUCAGCCAAAUGUCAUCAAUACUAUCAACACUGAAAUCGAUCCUGCGUCUUUUCCACGGAAAUUCGUCCCUGGAGCUCUACCAACGUUGCCAUCUGAACGUCUUUUGAACCAACAAGCAGCUCAAACAGAGGCAUCAGGGUCAAACGGCGGAGAUUUUACUGCUCUUCCUUCCAUGGACGAUCGCGAAAGCUUCUCAUUUGAGGAAAUAAGCCCCGCUCCGAGCCCGGCUGCGGCCAAACAUACGAGACGGCGCUCCAAAGAGACAUGGCCGUCGCCCCUGGGUAAGGACAGUCUUUCCCGUAAACGGAAAUCACCCAUUCCUGAACCUGUCGAUAGUCGAAAGCCUCCUCAGCCCUGUUCGACGGACUGCGUCGACGACCUCGAACAAGACCCCGAAUUCGAAGACCUGAUCGACUUUGGUUUGCUCAGCCCACCCGGCAGAGCCAAAUGGCAGAAAUCCGGGGCCGGCGAAAGUCCAGGCUCCGCAAAGCGCAGACAAGCAACAAACCAGUCUGUGUCGGCCGAACCUGACGCUAAACCAACAGAAGAAAGUGCAAAUGCACCCACCAGAAGGUCUCCUUACGUUUCUUCACCCCAAAAACCUUCCGCCGCAGCCUACUCACCAAGUCCCAAGCCCACAACACCACGCGGUACCCUGUUGCGACGUAGCGACUCGAACCGCCAUUUGAAAUCUUCGCCUCCUUUCGUCUCGGAAGAUCCCGUGGACAUGUGGUCUUCGCCAGUCGCUCCGCAAGACAAAUCCCAUAGCGACUUUUAUCUCCACUCCCAGACCCAUCUCGAUCCCGAUCGUAGUCCUCGCACCCCUUCGAGGUCGAAAACCAGUCCCAGUCGCUCGUCCAGGUAUCGCCGCGACGAAGAUAUCCCACCCGUGCCGCCCCUGCCUGAAGAGCUGCGCUCGAGUGCUGCCAAGGUACAUGUUAACAAGUCGUUUAACAAGUCUCCUAAGAAGAGGCCUGUCUCUGCGCCUGUCUUUACGCCGACUUCGGCUCUCACAGAUACAGUGAUGCCCGACGUUGAGGAUUAUCAGUGGCCUGAUGAUAUUUUCUAA